This is a messenger RNA of Miscanthus lutarioriparius, 480 nucleotides long. The record is from the annotation of a GenBank genome assembly. Lineage: Eukaryota; Viridiplantae; Streptophyta; Magnoliopsida; Poales; Poaceae.
AUGGCCGUCCUGCAGCUCUGCGUGGGCCACCGCUGCCUCGUCUACCAGAUCUUCCACGCCGACUACGUCCCGGACGCCCUGAAAGACUUCCUCGCGUGUCCGGACCACCGCUUCCUCGGCGUGGCGGUCGACGGCGACGUCAAGCGGCUGUCCGAGGACUGCGGCCUUGUGGUCGCCAACGCGGUGGACCUGAGGCGCGUAGCGGCGGAGGCGCUCGCCCGGCCCGAGCUCCGGACUGCGUCACUGAAGACGCUCACCCGCGAGGUCAUGGGCGUGCUCAUCGACAAGCCCAAGUCGGUGACCAUGAGCAAGUGGGACGCGCGGCGCCUGUCCGUGGAGCAGGUCCAGUACGCCUGCAUCGACGCGUUCGUAUCCUACGAGAUUGGCCGGCUGCUGCUCACCGGUCAGUGCGCGGAACGUGCGGAGACCGUUGCAAUGAUCUCACCGUUCGUUGCCUCCGUGGUCGUUCCGGUGGCUUAA